UUAUCAGGCAGAACACGCUUGGUGCCAACCAGACCGCUUUCAGCUCAUCAUCUCAGGAGGACAAACACAACAGGAGCAGCCAUGAGUCUCAACUGGCCUACUGACUACAGCUCAGUUUUUAGAUUAGUGGACCUCCACACUGACACCAACAACUAUGAGCAUCACACCAGUGAGAUCUCCGUGAAGGAGCUGAUCGUCAGACGAGGCCAAGCCUUCAAACUCACCCUCAAACUGACUCAACCUUUCAACCUGGGCUUUGAUCAGCUCAUAAUGACUGUGGUGACAGGAAAUGAUCCAUCAGAGGAUCUGGGGACGAAGUCUCGCUUCGGCGUCCCGGGCCGGUCACUGCAUUCAGCUUCAGCCAAGGCGGUGUGGAAGGCAGAGCUUCAACGGGGCUCUUCUCCUGAAACCGGAGUCCUGGUUCUGAUCGUUUCACCGCCAGCUGACACGCCCAUCGGCGAAUACACGCUGUCUGCCAGCCUCAAGGACAAGGAAAAGGUUUUGGCAAACUUCUCUGUCCUCUUCAACCCGUGGAGUUCUGAUGACUGGGUGUUUCUGCCCAAGGAGGAGGAGAGGCGGGAGUAUGUGCUGAAUGAACAGGGAAUCAUCUACAGAGGAGGCGGAGAUUACAUCUCUCCAAUGUUCUGGGACUUUGGGCAGUUUGAGGAGGGCAUGGUGAGGAUCUGCAUGAAGAUGCUCGACCUCAACGUCAAACACUGGCUUAAUCCAGCUGAUGACGUUUCUGCUCGCUCCAGCCCCAUCUACGUCAGCCGGGUGGUCAGCGCCAUGAUCAACAGCUCUGAUGAAGGCGGCGUUGUGAUGGGAAACUGGGGAAACAACUUCAGCGGCGGGGUCCCGCCCACCUACUGGAGCGGCAGCUACGCCAUCCUGAAGCAGUGGUACAACUCCUACUACCGCUCCGUCAGAUACGGGCAGUGCUGGGUGUUUGCCGGCGUCAUGUGUUCUGUGAUGCGGCUGCUGGGGAUUCCCUGCCGUGUUGUCAGCAACUUCCAGUCGGCUCACGACACCAACAAGAAUCUGACCAUCGACAGCUACUUUGAUUAUAACGGAGCGAUGGAGAGGGAGUCCAGAGACAGCAUCUGGAACUUCCACGUCUGGGUUGAGGGGUGGAUGAGACGACCAGACCUGGCAACAGACGGGAAAUAUGAUGGCUGGCAGGUUGUGGAUCCAACACCACAGGAAAGGAGUGAAGGUCUGUUCUGCUGUGGCCCGGCCUCAGUGACCGCCAUCCGGAACGGAGAGGUCGAUCUUAAAUACGACGUCCCGUUUGUCUUCGCCGAGGUCAACGCUGACUCCGUUUACUGGCUGGUGAGAAGUGAUGGAUCCAGGAUGAAAAUCUUUUCUGACACGGUGACAGUUGGACAGAACAUCUCCACCAAGGCGGUUGGCUCAUACCAGAGGACGGACCUCACCAACACCUACAAGCACAGAGAAGGAUCUCUGGAGGAAAGAAUGGUCUUUGCAUAUGCUCUCGACAAAAUCGCAAAUGGAUCAACGAUGAGGCGGGAUGCUGGUGGUUCUGGUACGGGGGUUUUGGGUUCAGGGUCGGAGACGAGCAUCGUACCUCCACCUGAUCCUUCUCAACCACAACUGCGCAUCCGAUUUGAAGAGGUCUCCAAGCCUGAGAAUGGGAAGGAUGUGAACCUGAGGAUGAUUCUGAGCAGUGACACCAGCACCACCAGAACGUUUUCUGUCAACAUCAGCAUCCAGGCCAUGAAGUACACGGGCCAGCCAGUGGGGAACAUCCAGACCGAGGUCACAGAGCAGAAGCUGCUGCCGAAGAAAGAUCUGAUUGUCCCUAUUAAGGUCCCAUACUCAGUCUACCAUAAGUACAUGAUACAAAGCCGGACCAUGAGCAUAUCAGCGAUCAUCACUGACCUACAGAAUGAGGACAACGUGUACUUGGCAACAAACAGAGUUGUGCUCACCAACCCCCCAGUCUCCAUCACUGUGACUGGGGGAAGCAAGGUGAACCAGGAGCUGACUGCUGAAGUGGUUUUCAUGAAUCCUAUCGAUGACACCUUGAGGGAUUGCUCUAUGAGUCUGUCUGGAAGUGGACUCAUGAUCGGGCAAGAAAUAACCAAACUUCCAAAUCUGCGGCCAAACUGCAGGUUCCGUGUUACAGUCGUCCUCGUUCCCUACAAAACCGGAGAGCGGAGUCUGCUGGUCAACUUCAGCUGCAACUCCUUCAAAGACAUCAAGUCCAGCUGCAUCGUCAACAUUAAACCUUGACUUUCUCACAUUGUCUCCCCUUUACGACAAGAUGAUUGAAAUCAAGACAGAAGAUGUGUCAUGUAUUUUAGGUUUCACGGUUUUGCAUAAUCUGGGAUAUUAUAUGUUUAUUAAAGCAUUGCACAAUUUCUUGCUAAUCUAGAAUUAAUUUAUUUAAGGAUGUUUUGAUUUUACUUUGAGUGUUAAUGAAAGGAUAUAUAAGAAAUAUCACAAACUGUCCGUCUGCUUUCCAAUAACUAAAGAAACUUUCUCCUGCAGUUUCAUACUUCUGUGUGCUUUGUGUUUCAGCAAUUUCUCUUUAUAUGUAUUCCUGAUUAAUAAAUUUACAAAACAUGAAAUGUC
Molecule: messenger RNA, 2595 nt
Organism: Poecilia latipinna (sailfin molly)
Lineage: Eukaryota; Metazoa; Chordata; Actinopteri; Cyprinodontiformes; Poeciliidae
Product: protein-glutamine gamma-glutamyltransferase E-like
Exons: 15
Coding region: 82-2253 (723 amino acids)
Biological process (GO): peptide cross-linking
Cellular component (GO): mitochondrion
Molecular function (GO): protein-glutamine gamma-glutamyltransferase activity
Source: RefSeq, a predicted model, not a curated record